AUGUCUUCUAUGAUCACUGCGACCGCGUGGGUGCGGCGAGGCGUCGCUGCCCAAUUUCCCACGAAGUAUGAGAUCGACGAGGAGGAAAUGAACCGGAUAUCCAAGCUUGCGAAGAUGCAGCUCGAGGAUGCCCAGGGGGAGUUGAGCGCCGCUAGAGAAGGCAAGGACAAGGAAGACGAAGACAUGGAUGAGGAUAAAAAGGAGGGCGGUCAGGAUUCUAUGGAGGAAGACACAGCGCAGAACGCGGAGAAGAAUGGCAAGACAAGUUUUAAUGAUGAUGAUGAUCUCAAGGAAUACGACCUCGACCAUUACGACAGUGAUGAGGUCGAUGAGGAGGGAGAGAAGGUCACAAUGUUCGGCAAUGUCAAGUCGCUGGCAUAUCAUCAGCCCAACGAGGAAGACCCAUACCUUGUUAUUCCCGAAGAUGAGGAAGACGAGGAGAGAGAAGAGCUACAGAUUCUUCCCUCCGAUAACCUGCUUCUUGCGGGUAAGGUUGAGGAUGAGGUGGCUCAUCUCGAAGUCUAUGUCUACGAGGAUAGGGAAGAUAAUCUCUACGUGCACCACGAUAUCAUGCUACCUGCCAUUCCCCUUUGCGUCGAGUGGUUGGAUAUCCCUGUCGGUAUGAACGCAGGCGACCGGACUACUGGAAACUUCGUCGCUGUGGGAACUAUGGAGCCCGAUAUCGAGAUCUGGGACUUGGACAUUGUCGACUGCAUGUAUCCCAACGCUAUCCUGGGACAAGGCGGUGCCGACCUCGAGGGAGAGGGCAAAAAGGCCAAGAAACCGAAGAAGAAGACCAAGGCCAACGAUGAUUUCCACGUCGACUCGGUCCUUGCCUUGGCCGCGAACCGCCAGCACCGCAAUCUGCUCGCAUCUGCCUCGGCCGAUCGCACCGUCAAACUCUGGGACCUCAACACCACCAAGUGCGCCAAAUCCUACUCACAUCAUACGGACAAGGUGUGCUCGCUCGACUGGCAUCCCAAGGAAUCGACAGUCCUGCUCACCGGUAGUUACGACCGUACCGUUGUGGCGGCAGACAUGAGAGCCCCCGACGCCAAGGCCCGCUGGGGAGUGGACGCCGACGUCGAGACCGUCCGCUGGGACAUGCACGAUCCCAACUUCUUCUACGUAACAACAGACGGUGGUAUGGUCUACCGCUUCGACAUAAGGAAUAUCCCCGCGACACCCAAGGAGUCCAAACCAGUCUGGACCCUACAGGCGCACGAUUCCUCUGUAUCAUCGUUCGACAUCAACCCCGCCAUCCCAGGCUUCCUGGUUACCGGAUCCACCGACAAGCAGGUCAAGCUCUGGAAUGUCGAGAAUGACAAGCCCAGCAUGGUCGUCUCUCGCAAGUUGGAGGUCGGCAAGGUGUUCUCGACCACCUUCGCUCCCGAUCCGGAGGUGAGCUUCCGUCUGGCGGUGGCCGGCAGCAAGGGAGUGGUUCAGAUCUGGGAUACUUCGACCAACGGUGCUGUUCGCCGGGCCUUUGUGUCCCGUAUGCCUGCUUUCGAGGGCGAAGUCAAGGAGCGCAUGAUUGGAUUGCCUGCUGAUAACGACGAGUCGGAUGACGAUGACGGAGGCGAGGAGGCUGGCGCUGCGCAGGGCGGUGAUGGCUGGGAAUCGAUGGAUGAAGACUAA
This is a messenger RNA of Aspergillus clavatus NRRL 1, 1638 nucleotides long. RefSeq names its product rRNA-processing protein PWP1. The transcript has 2 exons. Gene Ontology annotation, cellular component: nucleus. Bases 1 to 1638 code for a protein of 545 amino acids. The record is from RefSeq and is a predicted model, not a curated record. Gene Ontology annotation, molecular function: protein binding. NCBI's taxonomy places the organism in Eukaryota, Fungi, Ascomycota, Eurotiomycetes, Eurotiales, Aspergillaceae. Gene Ontology annotation, biological process: rRNA processing.